GCUGGCGUCCGGGCGGUGCGGACCGUCCAGGGACCGUCGGCAACAAGCGAGUCAAGCGACGCCACUCCCACCCCGAGGCUGCCCGAGGCAGGCGGGCGAGCGGAUGCAGCCGACUGUGCGGCCGCCAGCAAGGCAGACGCCAUGCAGCCUCUCCAACUAGCGAACUAGCCACCGGGACGGGGAGUCCCUGACCCUGUCGCCUCAAAGAUGGCGAUGCAGACGUUCGAGGCCCGCCUCCGCCUACCCUGCUGAUCUGGAUACGAUGGCUCUGCAGAUGGCUCUGCAGUGGGACAAACUGUCCCCUGCAGAGUUCCAGCAGCUGCAGGACUUCGCGGCCUAUUCCACCAAGAAGCUCAGCGAUGUCCUGGAGGAGUUUUCCGGCAGUGGCCCUCUCUCCAAGUACAGCCCCGAUGGCGACAUCGACUUCGCCGGCUUCCGCCUGUUCCUGGACACGUUCCUGGAGGUGGAGACGCCGGACGAGCUGUGCCGACACCUGUUCCUGUCGUUCGUGCGCCGCGGCUCCGUCUACAUCGACGGCAAGGCCAUGAAGGAGAUGGCCGUGCUGACCUCGGCCACGGCGUGCGCACCCAUCACGUCGCACACCACGGCGCAGCCCACGGCGCAGCCCGGCUCCGUGCCCAACAUCGCCACGUGCGCGGUGGACUGGGGGCUGGCCGGGCUGGCGGGGCUGGCCGGCUGCGGCACCGGCUCGGGCACGGGGCUCACCGAGGCCAAGGAGAAGCUCUCCUUCACGGACCGCCUGCACGGCCUCGGCGAGCGCCUCAGCGCGCUGUCCAUCCACCGCGGCGACUCGGACCCCCUCGGCCGCAACCGGACAGGCAGCGUCGGCGCGUCCGUGCACCCGCUGCUCACCGUCACGCACACGUCGUACUCCUGCCACGAGGUGCUGGACAAGCAGCGCUCCUCCGAGUCCUCGCCCAGCCACAGCCACAGCCAGGUGUCGCGCAACUCCAGCCGCAAGUCCAACAACUCGCUGCUGCACGUCACCAACGGCAAGCUGGACGACAUCAGGCACCUGGUGAGGAAGUCGUCGAGCCUGGACAUCCACGCGCUGCGCGUGCCCCUCAAGGACAUCGUCUGCUACCUCAGCCUGCUGGAGGGCGGCCGGCCGGAAGACAAGUUGGAAUUCAUGUUCCGGCUGUACGACACCGACGGCAACGGCGUUUUAGAUACAAAUGAAAUGGACUGCAUAGUGAACCAAAUGAUGACCGUGGCGGAGUACCUCGGCUGGGACGUGUCCGAGCUCAAGCCCAUCCUGCAGGACAUGAUGGUGGAGAUCGACUACGACGCGGACGGCACCGUGUCGCUGUCGGAGUGGAAGCGCGGGGGCAUGACCACCAUUCCGCUUCUCGUGCUGCUCGGCCUCGACGCUAACGUGAAGGAGGACGGCAACCACGUGUUUCGGCUCAAGCACUUCAGCAAGCCGGCCUACUGCAACCUGUGCCUCAACAUGCUGGUCGGACUCGGCAAAAAGGGGCUGUGCUGCAUUUUCUGCAAGUACACGGCGCACGAGCGGUGCGUGCAGCGCGCGCCGGCGUCGUGCAUCGCGACCUACGUGAAGAGCAAGCGCACGGCGGGGGCGCCGCAGCACCACUGGGUGGAGGGCAACUGCAGGGGAAAGUGCGCGCGCUGCCGGAAGGUGGUCAAGUCCUACAACGGCAUCUCGGGCCUCAAGUGCCGCUGGUGCCAGACCACGCUGCACAACAAGUGCGCCUCGCACGUGAAGCCCGAGUGCACCCUGGGCGACCACCGCGUGCACAUCCUGCCGCCCACCGCCAUCUGCCCCGUGGUGCUGGACCGGCAGCGCUCCUUCUCCCAGAGCCAGAGCCGGCCGCGCUCCGAGACGCAGACGCCGGACUCCAACUGCUCCCCCCCCUGCCUCGUCGUCCGAGUCUGCCUGACCCACGUGGCCAACCUCACGUUCCAGUUCAACCCGUCGUCGGGGCGCGAGAGCCGAGAGCAGCAGCCGGCCAUGUCGUUCCAGGUGACGCCGCCGCCCAACACCAGGCCGCUGCUGGUCUUCAUCAACCCCAAGAGCGGCGGCCGGCAGGGCGCGCGGCUGCUGCGCAAGUUCCAGUACCUGCUGAACCCGCGGCAGGUGUACAACCUGGCCACGGGCGGGCCCAUGCAGGGCCUCACCAUGUUCAAGGACGUGCCCAACUUCAGGGUCAUCUGCUGCGGCGGCGACGGCACCGUGGGCUGGGUGCUGGAGACCAUGGACCGGGUCCAGUUCGAGGAGCAGCCUGCAGUGGGGGUGAUUCCCCUUGGCACGGGCAAUGACCUGGCACGGUGCCUGCGAUGGGGCGGCGGCUACGAGGGCGAGUCCAUCCCCAAGCUGCUCAAGAAAAUCGCCAACGCCGUGCCCGUGAGCCUGGACCGGUGGCAGAUCUCGUUCACCGACGUGCAGGACGAGGGCGGGGACCCCGUGCCCUACAACAUCAUCAACAACUACUUCUCCGUCGGAGUGGACGCCGCCAUCUGCGUCAAGUUCCACAUGGAGCGGGAGAAGAACCCCGAGAAGUUCAACAGCCGCAUGAAGAACAAGCUGUGGUACUUUGAGUUCGCCACGAGCGAGACCUUCGCCGCCUCCUGCAAGAACCUCCACGAGGACCUCGACAUUGUGUGUGACGGCGUGUCCCUGGACAUGGCCAACGGGCAGUCGCUGCAGGGCGUGGCGCUGCUCAACAUCCCCUACACGCACGGCGGCUCCAACCUCUGGGGGGACAACCACUCGCGCAAGCGGCGCUGCAAGCGCAGCAAGUCGGCGGGGGCCUUGUCCUCCAGGGAGUUCUCCUCCUCGUCCUGCACCUCGGUGGACCUCAGCCUGGCCGUGCAAGACGUGGGCGACCGGCUGAUCGAGGUGAUCGGCCUGGAGAACUGCCUGCACAUGGGGCAGGUCCGGACGGGGCUGCGUGCGAGCGGCCGCCGCCUGGCGCAGUGCUCCUCCGUCGUGAUCCGCACCAGGAAGAGGCUGCCCAUGCAGAUCGACGGCGAGCCCUGGAUGCAGCCGCCCUGCACGAUCUCAGUGACGCACAAGAACCAAGUGCCCAUGCUGAUGGCGCCGGCACCGGACAAGACCAAAGGCUUCUUCAGCUUCUUCAGGCGGUGAAACUGAUAAAGAGAGAGAGAGAGAGAGAGAGAGAGAGAGAGAGAGAGAGAGAGAGAGAGAGAGAGAGAGAGAGAGAGAGAGAGAGAGAGAGAGAGAGAGAGAGAGAGAGAGAGAGAGAGAGAGAGAGAGAGAGAGAGAGAACAGUGCGGUGCGCCUCGGGACCCGCCCGUCCAGACUCAAUGUCAAUGGGUCAAUGUGAACUCGAACGCGCUUCGCCGGCGUGGCGGCGUCCGGAUGAGCCCCAGGCCCGCCUCGCCGGCGAAGCGCCGAAAGUCACAAACUGAACCAAACCAAAGUCAUUCCGGUGAGAAAAGUGACCUUUUCUCGCACCCAGUUUCCCCAACCAAAAAAAUAUGUGUGGAUUCGAGUGUAUCGAGUCUUCGCAUUGUUUUCGACCAAAACCAGUAGAACAAAUAGCGAUAUCGACAAAUUAUCACUCAACAUUUCUCUCAUCACAUAUGUAUUUUUAACGUGAUUUUCAUGUAGUUGUCUCUUCUUGUUGGAUUGCUUGUGCACGCCGGGCCGCGCCGGGCCAGGCCCCCCGGCCAGGCCUUUGCUCCGCGUUCCGCCGAGAAGCCAUUUACUCAUUUAAACAGCUUCGGUAGCAAAACAGUUCCGCUUCAGCAUAGAUUCCUUUUGACUUAUGCGAAGCCGACUCUUUUUCGUCCAGCAAAUUUAUGCCAAACGUUCGCACCCGUAUUUGCGAAUAACUUCUUUCGCCAGUCGAGUACUUAAAAUGUUUUCGUCGUUGUUGAAGAUCAAAGAGAGAGGAAAGAUCAAUGUGCGCAGUUUGUAAAAAAAACAAUGCCAAAAAUUUUGCUCUACAAUUUUUUUAUGUGUAUAAAUUUAAUAUGUUCUAGUCACUACCGUCCCAUAUCCUUCCUUGUACCUUGGAGGCCCUUCGUCACCCUCAGUUCUGUAAAUACAUGUCUAUUUAUUA
Thrips palmi is the source of this 4070-nucleotide messenger RNA. It is a transcript of the gene Dgk, whose product is annotated as diacylglycerol kinase 1. The coding region runs from base 263 to 3130 and encodes 955 amino acids. Gene Ontology annotation, cellular component: plasma membrane. Lineage: Eukaryota; Metazoa; Arthropoda; Insecta; Thysanoptera; Thripidae. Gene Ontology annotation, biological process: diacylglycerol metabolic process; lipid phosphorylation; intracellular signal transduction. The record is from RefSeq and is a predicted model, not a curated record. Gene Ontology annotation, molecular function: calcium ion binding; ATP-dependent diacylglycerol kinase activity. The transcript is spliced from 23 exons.